AUGCAAAUUGUGACCACUCGGUUUUGGUUAACCGACUUUGUCAGUAAUAAAGGCGAGCACACGCUGAACGGUGACCACUCCGACGCCCACCAGAGCACCUUCUCGCACAGCAGUAAAGAGGGCUCGCCCUCUAAGGAGGUCUCCACCGAGGACUCGCCCAAGAAGGACAAGAAGAAGAAGAAAGGCCUCCGGACGCCGUCCUUCCUCAAGAAGAAGAAGGAAAAGAAGAAGGAGAAAUCGAGCACGCCGCAGCCCGCC
Messenger RNA from Iphiclides podalirius (scarce swallowtail), 258 nucleotides. The record is from the annotation of a GenBank genome assembly. Lineage: Eukaryota; Metazoa; Arthropoda; Insecta; Lepidoptera; Papilionidae.